AGAGCCCGCCCCCUAGGCUCGCAUCCGGCAGUCUAUUGGUGGGCGCGGCGCAAUUUUCUACUUCUACUGGAGAGCGCAGUAGUCCGUCAAGCCCAGCGGGAACUUCUCUUUGGCCAGCGGGGACUUCAUUCAAUGAAGAGUCGGGAAGAGGAAGAAGGGGUGUGGCUUAGUGCUGUACAGGCCGUUACAGAUUAGAGGGGUUGGGCCUCUAGGGCUGUUCCGCCAUCUCAUUGGUAGAAGGAGGAGCCGCUCCCGCGGGAGGCUGGUAAUUGGCGGCGGCGAGCGUCUGUCAGGGGAGCGCGAGGCAGGAGUUGUGCGGUGGCCAGCCUGCGUGCUGCGGGUGGCCGGGAGAGGGCGCGAGGGAAGAUGGCGAGGGGUGUUAGGUUGCCCCGGAGCGGGACCCCCGCGGGGCAGGGGCAGGCUCUGCCUCACGGCUUGUACAGUGCCGUGCCCGUUGCCCCACGGGUGCAGGCGGGGGGUGCUGCUGCUCUGUGGCGCUACCUGCCCCCACGCUGUGGGGACGAGCGGGGCCCGUACUGUGGGCAGGAGGCUGAGGGAGAAACAGUGUGGUGAGCCGGCGGGUCGCUGGGGAGAGGGGAAGAUGUGAGGAAGGCAGAGGGCCUGGUGCCUUUUGUGAAGUAAAUCAACACUUUAAAAUAUUAAGUAGCAUGAAUUAGGUACGUCGGAUAAAGGUGAAAGAUGCAGUGGUGAGAAGGGGAGAAAAGAGUUAACGUUUUCCCUCAACGUGUUCUGAACCAGUGUUUUUUCUUCCCGUGGGAUCGACAGUUGCCACUGUGUGGGCAUUUUUUUUCCCCCCAGUGACAUUGGCAGACUUCAAAGUUGCUUCCAACCGUAUGCUUACAACAGAAACAGCUACACCCCGGGUUGUCAGCCAUGCUUGCAGCUUUGUCAGUCUGUAUCACAGAGAAACAGCAGAUGGAUUCAGUGUAUGAUCUGUGCCUUAAAAGAAAUCAGAUUUGCUGCUAUUCUGCUCUACCAGCCACAUCACCAGGGCAACAUGGCAUUCACAGGCAAAUAUGAAUUCGAAGGUGAUGAGAACUAUGAUGACUUUGUGACGAAGAUUGGUCUCCCCAGUGACAAGAUUGAAAUGGGAAGGAAUUGCAAAAUAAUCACUGAGGUGGUGCAGAAUGGAAAUGACUUCACCUGGACACAGCAUUUCCCAGGAGGCCGCACCACGACCAACACAUUCACAAUUGGCAAGGAAGCAGACAUGGAAACAAUGGGUGGGAGAAAAUUCAAGGCAACUGUUAAAAUGGAAGAUGGGAAAAUUGUAGCUGAUUUUCCCAACUAUCAUCAUACUGCAGAGAUUUCUGGAGGAAAGCUGGUAGAGAUUUCUACUGCUUCUGGUGCAGUCUACAAAAGGACCAGCAAAAAGAUUGCUUAAGGCAGUAAAGCCAGUCUCUUCCAGUGUACUGAAAACCAAACAAUAAAAAUAAAUAAAAGUGUUAAUUGUC
Grus americana (Whooping crane) is the source of this 1475-nucleotide messenger RNA. It is a transcript of the gene FABP6, whose product is annotated as fatty acid binding protein 6. The transcript has 7 exons. Gene Ontology annotation, biological process: fatty acid transport. The record is from RefSeq and is a predicted model, not a curated record. Gene Ontology annotation, cellular component: cytosol; nucleus. Bases 950 to 1405 code for a protein of 151 amino acids. Gene Ontology annotation, molecular function: fatty acid binding. NCBI's taxonomy places the organism in Eukaryota, Metazoa, Chordata, Aves, Gruiformes, Gruidae.